Molecule: messenger RNA, 1674 nt
Organism: Stylonychia lemnae
Lineage: Eukaryota; Ciliophora; Spirotrichea; Sporadotrichida; Oxytrichidae
Source: the annotation of a GenBank genome assembly
AUGAAAUUGAACAAGACAAUUUUUAGUCUAGUUUUUCUGAAUGGGUUAAAAGAGGGGUUCUUUAUCAUUUUAGCGCCAUUUUUGCCUGAAUAAUUCCAAAAAAAAGAAGUUCCAGACCUUGCUUAUACUCCUUUAUUCAUGAAAACUGUAAACUAGACUAGGUCGCCGAAUCAUGGUGAGACUAGCUCUCUUCAUGAAUACAUUCUCUGCUUUUCCUUUGUUUUUGAUUGUUGGCUUUAUUGGAAGGUUUAUUCAGGGUAUGGCUACAGGGCUUCUGCAAACAGCUGGUAAUAUUAUUACUCUAAUAACUAUCACCCUCUAGCUUAUGCAGAAUUAUUGAUCUAAUUCCCAGAAAUGCAAGAAGAGCUUGUCUCCUAUAUGGAAUUCGGUGUUGGAAGUAUUGUCGGACUUUUAAUAUCUUCAUUUCUGUCUUAUUCAAUUGGGUAUAUUGGCCCUUUCUCAUUUACCGGAGCUUUGUUUUUAUUCUUUGGAAUUUUCUAAAACAAACUCAUCAACUUCGUUUCAAAGGAAACAUAAGAUAAAGUAAUUUAAGAAAACCCCCAUUCAAAGCUUAGCUUUACUUCUCAAUCAGCAAGAAUCACUCCAAACAUUCAUGGUGCAGUUGCCAUAAAUAAGAAGCGAAAACAGGCUUAAUCAUUUACAAAAUGCCAUAUGAGUAUUGAUAGUAUGAAUGUUAGCAAAAAUGAUAGAAAUUUUUCUCAUCAUAACAUUGGAUAAACCUCCACUGGUUAUUUUGAUAAGUCCAUAAUUCCUACAUACGAAGCAAAUGCAAAUGUCAUUAUGGUAACUAGUGCUGAGGAAUUCUAGAAGAAAAUUGUUGAAUCUGGAAGUCUGAACAUGGACCCUAGAAUAACUGAUAAAGAUGAUGAGAUUCGUUAGACAUCAGUUUAAUUCUAAGCUGAAGAAAAAACAAAAUAUGACGAGCUUAAUUACUUACACAUAUUCUUUACUCCAAGAGGAUUCUUUGCAACUCUUGAUGUGCUAUUAUGUUGUUAGAUGUAUAACUUUUGUGAUACAACCAUGCCUGAUUAUCUUUAAGAGAUCUAUGACUAUGACCCUUACAUAAUUAGCUUGAUUUAUAUCUCUUAGAAUGCUGCUUUUGUUUUAACAUGCUUUAUAGCACCAAAAGUUGCCCGCAGAAUGAGUUUAGUGCUCUGUGUCAUAGUGGCAUAGAUGGUCUAGGCAGUAAGCUGUUAUCUUAUUGGACCUUCAAUGUUUUUCAACAUAACCCCAAAAAUUUAUAUUACAAUCAUUGGAUUUGCAAUUUCAGGGCUUGCCGCUCCGUUUACUAUUGUGCCUCCUUACAAGGAACUUGAACUCUGCCUCUCAUAUCACAAGAAUAAAAGAUUUGAUCCAGAGGCUGUGUAAGAUAUUGUUUCAGGCGUUUAUAACACAGCGUAUGCAAUGGGAGGUAUUGUGGGUCCAUUAUAUGGAUAUUAUACAACUUAUUUUACUAACUUCAGGACUACCGCUGAUAUCUAAGGGCUUAUAAUGGUUGCAAGUUUGUUGCUUUAAUUUUUCUUGUUGUAUCUCCCUUAAAGAAUUUCUUCAGCAAGACUGAAUAAGAGACUAAGAGAUUCUAGCUAUAAAAGCACUUAAAAAUAAGGUAAUAAAAUAAAAUAUAAAUCUAAAAUUUUCAGGGGAUUAAAAUGA